Messenger RNA from Dermacentor silvarum, 1990 nucleotides. Its product is annotated as ADP-sugar pyrophosphatase. Gene Ontology annotation, molecular function: ADP-ribose diphosphatase activity. Gene Ontology annotation, biological process: ribose phosphate metabolic process; nucleoside phosphate metabolic process. The record is from RefSeq and is a predicted model, not a curated record. Gene Ontology annotation, cellular component: nucleus. The coding region runs from base 349 to 1089 and encodes 246 amino acids. The transcript is spliced from 9 exons. NCBI's taxonomy places the organism in Eukaryota, Metazoa, Arthropoda, Arachnida, Ixodida, Ixodidae.
CGCGCUUGCGUCGUAGUAGGGCCAACUCCUACCGUGGCGCCACCGCCCCUUAAAAACUAGAGCCCGCUGCGCGGCCCUCGCCAGAAUAGAGCCCAUCGGUGACGUGUGACGCCGCGGACCGUGCAUCUUGUGGAACUCCGAGCCCUGACCAGAGGAACCUGCCGUUGCGAAACCAGGAGGAAUCUGUUGGUGGUGCAGAGUAGAACCUCCCUCCUUCUGGGAAAGAGUGAGAGAGUGAGAGACCUCUCGGGCAGUUUGCGUUGUCGCUUUUAACUUCUCUUUGAGGUCGUCCGGCUUGUCCGCCCAGCGGUCAAGCGAUUAUUCGGUGCCAAGACGAGUGUGCCCACCAUGACCUCGAUGUUCCAGACGCGCCUGACGAUGGCGCCUUCGCCGACGCCGUCCCAUUCCAGGAGGCUGGACAAGAAAAAGUUCACGCACGUCUCCAGCGAGGUGAUCGCCCGCGGCGAACACAUGUCGCUUGCCAAGUACAAGUACGUGGACGCCACCGGCAGUCAAAAGAUCUGGGAGGUGGCCGAACGAUGCCAGAAGGCCAAGAGCAGCGAGUCUGACUCCGUCUGCGCGCUUCCCAUCCUGCGCCGCAUGCUGAAGUACGACUGCCUGGUUCUCGUCAAGCAGUACCGGCCUUCCAUGAAAGCCUUCACCCUGGAGUUCCCCGCUGGCGUCGUUGAGCCCCUGGACUCCACGUCAGAAGCCGCAGCAUUGCGCCGGCUCAACUCGCAAACUGGCUACACGUGCACCGGCCUCAAGAAGACCAGCCCUCUUACGGCCUCUGACCCAGUCCACACAGCGUGCACCACGAAGCUCGUCUCGGUCGAGAUCAACGGCGAUGAUCUCCGCAACCUCAACGCCCAGCAGAAGUUCGGCGAGGGAGAGUUCUACGAAGUUGUCCAGGUCCCCAUGAACGACGUUCUUAAGCGGUUAAAUGAAUACAGCGAGGACGGCUACGUGAUCGACUCUCGCGUCUACACCUUCGCCCUGGGCCUGUCCAUGGGGCUCAAAAUGGGCGCCGAGCAGAACGGCGACAAGGAGGACGACGUCCAGAUAGUGACCAACAUCAUCGACCACUAGAGGCGACCUCCCCCCCACGUCUUCACCGGUGAACUCGCCGCACUGCAGUCAGAAACCCAAGUUUCCCUUGACGUGGACAGACAUGGAACAUUGCUACCGCAAGCCUCCGUGUCUCUAAAAGAGUUUUAUUCUGACCACGCGAUCAACUUCCGGGGGGGAAAUAUGUUAAGCAACCAGUAAACUUGUUACAUGUGCAACACAGGCCACCCGGAAUUAGCUAUAAAAAGCAUAUUCUGAUCGCGACAGGUCCGCUCGUGCUCACAAUCGUAGAUGCAGCCACUUCUCUCUAGCUUUUUCAAAGUGCAGAGAUGACAGGUAUAGAUUUGAACUUCGAAGUCUUCCAGGCGGCGGGCGCAACCGUGGAGCGUUUGUGUAUUACGUUGAGUUUUCGUGAAAUGUGAGUGUCGUGCAUUGCAUGCCAUGUAUGUAUUGAUAUUUCGAACCCACUGACAUUUUUUUUUUCAUUUUGCUGUUGUAAUUAUUUGAUUGCCCCCUUAUGCUGUGUCUUUAUGGUACCUGAAACUCGCUCUUUUCUUUGAAACGCGCGCAUGAUUAUUUUUUAAUAGCCGUCAAAACUCUGGGAACACCGCGGGAAUGAUAAUAAAUAAAAAAUUAGUUAUCGAACCACUUGAUAGAUUGUUAGCGCCAAAGAGUAGUGAAUGAUAUACGAACGCAUUGAGACGAUAAAUAUAAUAAGCCACAAUCUGUGGCAAAAUAUUCCGUACGGCUUGAUUGAUCCAAUGGCUUGGUAAUAAUAGACUGGUCGCUAGCUAUUUGAACACAUAUUUCGUAAAUUUACGCGGUAAUGACGCCUUCUCUCUUCCCAGGUGUGUCUCAGAUCUGACACCAAAGCGCUGUAUCUGUACGUCGGUGAAUAAAGAGUGAUGUUAUCAUUUAUCGA